AUGGCACCCCAUGCCGCCUCGGUUGUCGUUCAUAAGGAAAUCCGCAUGGCAUGGAGUACACGGCUGAUCGGUGCACCGCUGAACUACGGAAAGUCCUUUCUUCGCACCGCCAUCGUCGACACCACGAGUCCCAUCGUCAGCUCGGCAUGCGUACCUGCGAGAAAUCUCUCCGACACAACAACCUACUCUGACGCUUUCGGUUCCGAAAAAUUCAAGAUGACCUUCCCCAUUCUCAAAGAGGUUGAUUUCUGGGUACCAGGGGUCCCAGGUGGCGAAGAGGGCUUCGAGAGCGGCCCAGACGGGACCGUCCCCCUCGAUGCAUCCCUCCUCGACCUCGCCGAAAUCGUCCAUGGACGCGACUUUUGA
Podospora anserina S mat+ is the source of this 366-nucleotide messenger RNA. RefSeq lists its product as uncharacterized. Bases 1 to 366 code for a protein of 121 amino acids. The transcript has a single exon. The record is from RefSeq and is a predicted model, not a curated record. Lineage: Eukaryota; Fungi; Ascomycota; Sordariomycetes; Sordariales; Podosporaceae.